AUGAACGCCCUCAAGGGCCCCAUAUCUGCGGAUGCCGCUAUUACUGAGUACCAGAAGAAGAGAAGGGAUAAGAUCAAUGGCGGCUACACCGAGCUGGCCAUAACCUACGAGGAGGAGGGGGCUAAGGCGCCUAAGGUGGCUGCCAAGAAGGCAAAAAAAACGAGCAAGCUGCCGGGCGGGCUGCAGAGGCUGAUCGACCUGAUCUUCGACACCAAGCAGAUCAACCACGCGAUGAAGGAAAUCGGUUACGAUGCGAAGAAGAUGCCGCUGGGCAAGCUGGGCGAGAGCACCAUCAAGGACGCCUACAAGGUGCUCAACGACUUGGAGAAGGCUCUGAAGCGAGGUGCUAAAGACGAGGUCAAGACCCUCAGCUCACGAUUCUACAGCCUCAUCCCCCACGACUUCGGGCGAGCCAACAUGAGCAACUUCGUACUGGACUGCGAGGAGAAGAUCAAACACAAGCUGGACAUGCUGCAGUCCCUGAGCGACAUGAAGAUCACCUCGAAGCUGCUGGACACGACGGAGGCCGACACGGACAUCAUCGACCAGAACUACAAGAAGCUGGGGUGCAAGCUGCGCCCCCUCGCGGCCACUGAGGAGAUCCACAAUAUGGUGAGCACCUAUGUGGCCAACACUCGCGGGAAUUACAAGCCCCAGAUCGAGGACAUCUUCGAGGUGGUCCGCGAGCAGGAGCACAAGGAGUUCAACUCCAAGUUGGGAAACAACCUGCUCCUCUGGCACGGCUCGGGGGUGGCCAACUUCGUGGGCAUCCUCAGCCAGGGCCUGCGCAUCGCCCCGCCUGAAGCCCCCGCGAGCGGCUACCUCUUCGGGAAGGGCAUCUACCUGGCCGACAUGUUUGAGAAGAGCGCCAUGUACUGCAGGGGCAGCGACGACGGAUCCUACCUGAUCCUACUGGUGGAGGGGGCGCUGGGGCAGAUGAACAUCCUGACGCGGCCCGACUGCGGUGCAAAGGAGCUCAUGGAGAAGGCCAAAAAGAACUCGACGAAGUGCCACGGGGGGAAGGCACCGCCGCCCAGCUCUUACAAGAAGUUCAGCAGCUUCAGCAUCCCGCUGGGGAAGGUGGACGAGACGAAGUCGGGCAGCUACAAGGGGCACAACGAGUUCAUCGUGUACCAGAAGAACCAGGCCCGGCUGCGGUACCUGAUCCGUUACCGCCUCAAGUGA
Molecule: messenger RNA, 1185 nt
Organism: Hippocampus zosterae (dwarf seahorse)
Lineage: Eukaryota; Metazoa; Chordata; Actinopteri; Syngnathiformes; Syngnathidae
Exons: 1
Coding region: 1-1185 (394 amino acids)
Molecular function (GO): NAD+ poly-ADP-ribosyltransferase activity
Source: RefSeq, a predicted model, not a curated record